Molecule: messenger RNA, 1573 nt
Organism: Diceros bicornis minor
Lineage: Eukaryota; Metazoa; Chordata; Mammalia; Perissodactyla; Rhinocerotidae
Gene: DEXI
Product: Dexi homolog
Exons: 2
Coding region: 469-756 (95 amino acids)
Source: RefSeq, a predicted model, not a curated record
GACGCGGCGGCCGCAGCCAUGGGCGCAGCGACUGCGGUGGUGUGGAGGGGUCUCGAGGAACGGCCGGGCCGGGCUGGGGACACGGCCGCCGGCACUGGCCCUCGACGCUGAGCCGCGGUGGGCUCCCCGCCGGCGCCGCGAGGGCCCGUGAGUGCGAGCGGGGCGCAUCGGAGGAGCCGGGCAGCGGCUCACCACCUUAGCGGGGCCCGCCUGGCCGCCGGGCGGAUCGAGAGGGCCGUGUGGGCACAUCUGGGGGUGCGGAGACCCCGCCAGGCGCGUUUAGGGGGCGGGGCGUGUCCGCAGGGGCCGCCGCCCAUCCCCGGGGGGCACCGCCGGGGCCCAGCGCCGCCUGGGUCGAGCCAGGGGCGCCCCUGGAUGGCUGAGCUGCCGUCUCGCCGGCCGGCCGGGCGCCGCAGCGGCUGAGCUCGCUGGGAUCGCCGGGCCGCCGCCGCCCUCGCUGCCCCCUGCAUGCUCGGCGCCCGGGUCGCGGCCCACCUGGACGCGCUGGGCCCCCUGGUCCCCUACGUGCCGCCGCCGCUGCUGCCCUCUAUGUUCUUCGUGGGCCUGUUCUUCGUCAAUGUGCUGAUCCUGUACUACGCCUUCCUCAUGGAGUACAUCGUCCUCAACGUGGGCCUCGUCUUCCUGCCCGAGGACAUGGACCAGGCGCUCGUGGACCUCGGCGUGCUCUCCGACCCCGGCUCGGUCCUCUACGACGCCGACUCGGAGCUCGACGUCUUCGAUGGUUACUUGGACUAGGCUUGGCUGCCGUCCCCUCCCCACCCCCCAGCGACCCGCAGCCCUCCAUCCGGACCAGCCGCCCGGAUCAUGCCGCCGCUUCUGGUUGGAGGCACCGUCUGGCCAGGGAUGGAACCCCCAGGACGAGGCCCUCUCCAGUCUCCCAGGCCUGCCUGCUCCCCUCAUAAGCUCCGUGCCAACAGAGAGGUUCCCGUCCAGACCCAGGACGGUGGGAUGGAGAGACUGAGACUGAGGGCCGAGGUGGGUAAGGCAUCUGUCCCUGCCCGAGGGGGACGGCAGGGCGUCCGGAGAUCUCAGCCGCCCGCAGCGUUGCACAGAUGGCCUUGCCUUGGCUUCUGACCUUUCGCGAUUGCGAUGGAUGUUUACAGGAACGCACCCCAAGUCUGUCUCCCGGCUCUUCACCCCCGACCGCACCUGCUUCCCCCACUUAACCUUUGGAGAGGACACUUCACACCCGGGACACACGCAAAAGCCACUUCCAGCUGUCUGUUGCCGGCAGAGCCCGAAGCCCGGCUGGGUCUGGCCCCAGGCUGGCCUUAGAUGCAGCGACUGUUCUGGGAGUGACUCAGGAGGAAAGGAAGCUGAGGGACGUGUCGGGGGCUGAGUGUGGGGUUUCGACUUAUUCAUUUCAAGUUGCUUGUUCUUCAUCAAGUUGCAGAACUGACACAUAGUGCCGGGAGAGGGCCGCCACGUUGCUCCUCUGGCCGCAAAUAUUUUUUGAAACUGUGAGUGGUAUGAAUACUUGACUUCGAUACACCUGUACAAGCAAUACUUAGGAGGCUGACUUCCUUCAAUUAAAAAAUAUAUGCAACUCCAA